Conger conger (European conger) is the source of this 604-nucleotide messenger RNA. It is a transcript of the gene ndufc2, whose product is annotated as NADH:ubiquinone oxidoreductase subunit C2. The record is from RefSeq and is a predicted model, not a curated record. NCBI's taxonomy places the organism in Eukaryota, Metazoa, Chordata, Actinopteri, Anguilliformes, Congridae. Gene Ontology annotation, cellular component: mitochondrial inner membrane. Bases 131 to 466 code for a protein of 111 amino acids. The transcript is spliced from 3 exons. Gene Ontology annotation, biological process: mitochondrial electron transport, NADH to ubiquinone.
AACCAGCAGCAUAUUAUUUCCGGUUACAGAUACGUCCUUGUGUAGUGGUUUCCUCUUGGUUGAGGUGAGGUGAAAUUAGAGAGAUACAGCCGUAUAUGCAGGGAGUUGGUCCAGUUUUGUACCUGUCGAGAUGGGACUGACGCUACCCGAUGAAGCGAAGGUUCUUCCCCCACCGGGCAUAAUAAACAGAAAUUCUGUUUGGCUCGGGUUAUGUGGCUGGACCGCGGCAAUGAUUAGCAAUGCUUUGCACCGCAGACCCGCAUUGAUGUCUGGUGUUCAUCGGCAGUUUCUUUACAUCACCACUGCCUGGGUCCUGGGAUAUCACUUUACAAAAUUGGAGAAUUAUAAUUAUGCCCAAGCGGACAGAGAAAUGAACGAAUACAUUCGGGCGCAUCCCGAGCGAUUCCAGGGGCAAGGAAAGAAGACAUUUGCUGAGGUUUUGGAGGACUUCCACCCCGUUCGCUGAAUGACUAGCUGGUGCCAGAGUGCAGAGUGACUGUGGGCGUCUCAGUCUGCACCUUUACUGUCUUAUCGUAUCAAGGCUUGCAACCUCUCUGUACAAAUGCAAGCACCCAUUGUGUAAUAAAUGUAGACUAUAUUUGUU